Messenger RNA from Camponotus floridanus (Florida carpenter ant), 2992 nucleotides. Its product is annotated as angiopoietin-2. The record is from RefSeq and is a predicted model, not a curated record. The coding region runs from base 702 to 2915 and encodes 737 amino acids. Lineage: Eukaryota; Metazoa; Arthropoda; Insecta; Hymenoptera; Formicidae. The transcript has 12 exons.
UGAAUGAAACUUUAUUCAAUCGGAUCGGAACAAUCCCCUUUCAUUGGAAUAGCGCGAUUUCAUUUCUGCAAUGGCUCUCGUCGCAACUCGUUGCGCACGGGCUAUGUCGGGCUACGCGUACGCGGCAGGCAAUACCAGGCAGCGCGGAAAAGGUUCCCGAUUCCUGGACGAUACCCCACCCUUUCGUUACGCCUCUAUCUACCGCCUCGCCACCUGUGUACGGGUCGAACGAGAAUGGGACCAGGACCCGCAGGCUGAUACGAGAGUUGAAAAAGGAACGGUAGUGAGAGUCCAAGUCGGGAGGGAAAGGAUUCCGAGCGCGCGCGCGCGCGCGCUCGCGCGGCCGAUGCCGAUGCCGCUUGAACGCGGGCACUUGGAUGUGAAAGAUUCGAUCGAUCAACGGUACGUGUAAUAUUAUGGCGAUGAAACUUUAACUAAAAAGGAGAAAAAGAGGAAAUAAGAGCGAGAGAAAAAGAAAUGGAAGACAAAGGGCAGUAACGAGCAACAAGAAGUGAGAGAUGUGACAACUUUUUGUGCAGUGGAUCGAUUAUCGCUCCGAUUGGAUAAUAAGGAAAGAAGAAAGAGAAUUGGCUUCCAAGGCAAAGCGAAACUCUCUCUCUUUCUCUAUCGAGCAAAUUGGACGUCUCUCUUCGUACAAAUGUUCCGGAGAGUGUUGUUUGAAUCCGCAAGACUUUGUAAUUAUGAGACAAUCGAUACUCGUUAUCGCGUGCUGCUUUUUGGGCUUUGUCUUAGCGGGAAGUCCUAGAUUACCACGAACAUCCGCCGAUCAGCGCAGCACACGUAGCGCGAACCAUAAUAGCACCGGCGCUACGCUACAAUCGUCUUCUCGCAAUUUGCAACGAAAUAGAGAACAAUAUCUUUUCAAUGUUUUCGAAGUAAUAGUAUCAACUUUAGAGUCCAAGUUGCAACGAAUCGAGAAUUUAGAUAAGGCGGUGGAACACUUGAUGAGAAGAGUAGAAGCUUUAGAUUCGCGCGUAAAUGAUAAUAUCGAUAAAACGGAUGCGGUUAUUACUAAACUCAGAACGUUAGAUCUGAAACUUUUCAAUGCGUACCCUAUUAUGUCAACGGAAGCUAUUCACGCAGCGAGAAUUACCGAAAAUAAAAGCCAAGAUUACACCGAGGAUACUCCGCUGAUACGUAUAAUUCAUCAUGAUCAAAAUCAUCGGACUCCUGAAACGCUCGGUGAAAAGUUGGUCUCCUUGGAUCAAAAAGUUUCCGAUAUCGAUCAUAAGCUUGUUAAUCUGAAAAAUCAGCUCGACAACAAUUUCUUACAAAAUGAUGAUAUAAAUGCUGAGGCGAGCGAAAAGAAACCUGUCAGUAUGAGUGUCAUCGAAAUUACUAAAGCUAUGAGUAACGAAGUGAUGAACCAUAUGACGAUUGAAAUUGAGAAUCUUAGGCAAGCGACAGGUAGUAUGGAUCGAAAACUUCAAUUCCACAUGAACUUGGUGUCGGAUAAUCUCGGGGCGUUAUAUAAUAUGGUUACCGAUGUGCACGAGGCUAUUGUCGAGAAAAAUUACGGAAAUGAUCGACAAAAUCAUCUCAAUCUAACAACGACCGAAGCUCCAACGAAGCAGAGUAAAAUUGAUCGUCUUGUCGAACAAAUGUAUCCGAUGCUUACCGUUUCUGAAAAAAUGGAUCAAGUUUGGAAUGUAGUGAUGGGAACCAAGAGUUCGGUGGAUGACUUGCUGCCAAAAUCUGACAAAUUGCUUACUCAGACGCAAAGGCAAGAGAGGGCAAUUAACGAAAUUCAUGCCGAUUUAAGAUCAAAAACGAAUAAGAUUAUUGAGAAUCUGGAGGGCGUCGAGAGCCGCUUGAGAAAACAAGAGGACGAUGUGGCAACGUUAGCGCAACGUCCAAUUCCGGCUGAAUUGUUGUUAGAUCCGACAAUUGACCGGCUCGUUGAAUAUGAUCCAAGCAGAUACGUAACCGAAGAUUUUGCAACGGAGAUGCCCGCAACAUCUAUGCUGUCUACCGCGGCGCCACCCUUGUCGACUACAACAUCAAUAUCGUCUGUCGCUUCACCCUCGAACAACCCUACCAAUUCUACGACACCUAUGACGGCAACAUCUUCUUCCAAUAUUGCUAGAUCGAGUAAUAAAAAUCGGGGAGUUAUAUUUCCCAGUGUUAAGAAUAAACCAAGUUUCGCAAAUUCUACCGCCUUUACAAGCGAUGUAUUAGUCAACUAUAAGGAUGUCAAGGGUUAUUCUUGUGUGGAUUUAUUAAACGCAGGAAUGAGAGAUAGCGGAGUCUACUAUUUGCAAAUACGCGGUACGACAUAUUGGUUCCUCAAGGUUUAUUGCGAACAGGAAAUUGCCGAUGGUGGUUGGACAAUUAUUCAGAGGAGGGAUGAUUUCGGAGAGCCAAGGGAGAAUUUUAAUAGAGAUUGGGGAGAUUAUAAAAAUGGAUUUGGAGAUCCUGCUAAAGAAUUUUGGCUGGGCAAUGAAAAUAUAUACAUGUUGACAAAUAAUGAAGAUUAUAUGCUUCGAGUUGAACUUGAAGACUUCGAAGGUAACAAAAGAUAUGCUCAAUAUUCGCAUUUUAAAAUUUAUUCAGAGGGAGAGUAUUAUAAAUUAGAGAUAGAUGGAUAUGAGGGAAAUGCUGGAGAUUCGUUAAACGAUCCUUGGUACGGAUCAAACAAUAGCCCAUUCUCCACGUAUAAUAGGGAUAAUGAUAGAUCAUCUUUGAAUUGCGCUUCGAUGCUUAAAGGUGGUUGGUGGUGGAAAUCUUGCGGACGCGGUUUGAAUGGUCUUUAUUUAAACGAUCCGCAAGAUCUUACUGCACGACAAGGUAUUGUCUGGUUCCGUUGGAGAGGUUGGGAUUAUACUCUAAAACGUGCACUAAUGAUGAUUAAACCAAAAGGUCCAACAACAACGACGACAACAAUAAUGAUAUAAGCAUUACAACAUGUGUAAACUUCAAAACAUUAACUUGAUUGAAAUCUCUCGCAAUCAUUAAAUAAUAAUUUGCACAU